Molecule: messenger RNA, 594 nt
Organism: Ogataea philodendri
Lineage: Eukaryota; Fungi; Ascomycota; Pichiomycetes; Pichiales; Pichiaceae
Exons: 1
Coding region: 1-594 (197 amino acids)
Source: RefSeq, a predicted model, not a curated record
AUGAUCCACAGGGUGCCUCUGAACACUUUUCCGCUCUUGAUGGUUUUCAAGGAAAUGAUGAGUCUCUGGAUAAUACUGCUUCUGAGGUCUGGGAACUUCUCAACCACUUGCUUGACAAACGUGAUCACCUCAGAAGCGGCAGUGGUGUUGAGCUCUGGAAUGAAGUCUAGAAUCAGAUCAACAACACUGGCUGCCACCUCGUGGAACUGGAUGGCGCAUGUGUGGAUGGCCGAGAUCAAUAGCUGUCUGUACUCGGUACUCUUUUCUUCGUUGGAAGUGGUUGUCUUUUGCAGCUCUUUCUUGAGCAGCUUGACAACGUCGUCCACGUUCUUGCUUGACACCAGCGACAAUGUCAAUUCGAUAGCCUUCUCUCUGACAUCGAGCGAAGGCGAGGAAAGAACUCUCAGAAUGUCGAGACACAUGUCAUGCAAGAGAUCCUCGUUCUUGCGGUGGAGCUCGUCGACAAUCUCCAGAGCAAUGAGCUUGACGUUGUUGUCUGGCUCCUUGACGGCCAGCUCGAUGAACUUGGAAGCAGCACUGGUGACGGCGACCUGGGAGUUAGACAAAACACUCAACGUGGAGGCGGCCUCGUAG